Messenger RNA from Asparagus officinalis (garden asparagus), 861 nucleotides. RefSeq lists its product as uncharacterized. The record is from RefSeq and is a predicted model, not a curated record. The transcript is spliced from 6 exons. Bases 38 to 853 code for a protein of 271 amino acids. Lineage: Eukaryota; Viridiplantae; Streptophyta; Magnoliopsida; Asparagales; Asparagaceae.
CGCCCGAGUUGACGAGGUUCAUUUCACAGCUCUCCUCAUGUAUUGGGACAGCGAUGCCUCCAAGAAUAAAUCCACGAAGGGGUCAGAAAAUAGAAGAAAGAAGCUGCAUGACCACCACUUGGGCUCACACUCCUAUGCCAAUCUGGAGGAUGUUUAUUGUCAGGAUACGGGAAAAUCAUUAAUGCCAAUACACUUGAGGGCGAAAGCGGCGUAUGGCAUUUUCCGUGAUAGAUAUAGGGGUGAUGAGAAGAAUCGAGAUAAGAUCAAGGCAAAUCUCGAGUUGGUGGAGGGAUUUGAGGCUGCAUCCAAGGAGGCUGCAACUGUGUAUAUGUCGCAGCAGGAGGAACAAUCUGAGCCGGACCCUCACAUGCUUUCUGCAGAGGACAACAUUACUCUCACACAGCAUUUGAUGGGUCAUAAUAGGAGAGGGAGAUAUCCUCUGCAUGGUGUUGGAGCUUCACCCGGCGUAAGCAUGAGGUCAUCCACAGCAUCCUCCACAGCAUUUACAUCCAUGAGAGCAGCCCCGCCUCGGUUCCAGGCUAUGCCAUUUGUCGCACGUAUCUCUGCAUAUUUGCUUGACAAGAUUGACUCGGAGCUACAUAUCCAGGUGACUAAUGAGAUGACAAGAGUUGCGCUGACGGCGAACUCGAUGGAUGAUCUCCUGGGGUAUGUCAUGCAAUAUUUAAGCGGUGCGAUUCCUCAUAGCGCGUAUGGUGGUGUUAUACGGAUUAUAAGCUCGCUUGGCGAUAAUUCCGGUGCUGGUCAGAGCAGCACUCAGAGUGGAGAUAUUGGAGGGAGCAGCACACGUUCUCGUAACCAGGAUAGAGAUACUGCCGACGACGACGACCGAUGAGGUUUAUG